Molecule: messenger RNA, 2599 nt
Organism: Jaculus jaculus (lesser Egyptian jerboa)
Lineage: Eukaryota; Metazoa; Chordata; Mammalia; Rodentia; Dipodidae
Gene: Steap3
Product: STEAP3 metalloreductase
Exons: 5
Coding region: 112-1608 (498 amino acids)
Biological process (GO): copper ion import
Cellular component (GO): endosome; plasma membrane
Molecular function (GO): cupric reductase (NADH) activity; ferric-chelate reductase (NADPH) activity
Source: RefSeq, a predicted model, not a curated record
CACAGUCAGACCGCCAGAGGGAGAGGCCUGAGUUACAAAGAGGGGCCUGGCUCACAGUAGGGGUGCUUAGGGGCUCCAGGACUUCAGACCUCAGACUUUCGCUUCAGCCACAUGUCACAUCUGCCUGUUGCCGCCGCUGGAACGCCAGGGCAGAUGGACAAGCCACUGAUCAGUCGCCACCUGGUGGACAGCGAUGGCAGUCUGGCCCAGGUCCCCAGCGAGGCCCCCAAAGUGGGGAUCCUGGGCAGCGGGGACUUUGCCCGCUCCCUGGCCACACGCCUGGUGGGAGCGGGCUUCAGCGUGGUGGUGGGCAGCAGGAACCCCAAACGCACAGCUGGGCUCUUCCCCUCCUCGGCACAGGUGACGUUCCAGGAAGAGGCAGUGAGCUCUCCUGAGAUCAUCUUCGUGGCUAUGUUCCGAGAGCACUAUCCCUCGCUCUGUGCUCUCCGAGAGCAGCUGGCCGGAAAGAUCUUGGUGGAUAUGAGCAACCCUACAGAGCGGGAGCUCCACGAGCAUUGCCAGUCCAAUGCAGAGUACUUGGCCUCCCUCUUCCCUGCCUGCCCCGUGGUCAAGGCCUUCAACGUCAUCUCUGCCUGGACGAUGCAGCAUGGCCCACGGGAUGGGAACAGGCAGGUGGCCAUUUGCAGCGAUCAGCCGGAAGCCAAGCGUGCUGUGUCAGAAAUGGCGCAUGCCAUGGGCUUCAUACCCCUGGAUAUGGGAUCCCUGGCCUCAGCCCGGGAGAUAGAAGCCAUACCCCUGCGCCUCCUCCCUGGCUGGAAGGUACCCACCCUCCUGGCACUGGGACUCUUCGUGUGUUUCUAUGCCUACAAUUUCACCCGGGAUGUGUUGCAGCCGUACGUGCAGGAAGGCAAGAACAGGUUCUACAAGCUGCCUGUGUCAGUGGUCAACACCACGCUGCCAUGUGUGGCCUACGUGCUGCUGUCACUGGUCUACCUCCCGGGCGUGCUGGCGGCCGCCCUGCAGCUGCAACGGGGCACCAAGUACCAGCGCUUCCCGGACUGGCUGGACCACUGGCUGCAGCAUCGCAAACAGAUAGGCCUGCUCAGCUUCUUCUGCGCCGUCCUGCACGCGCUGUACAGCUUCUGCCUGCCGCUGCGCCGCUCCCACCGCUUCGAUCUGGUCAACCUGGCCGUGAAGCAGGUCCUGGCCAACAAGAGUCAUUACUGGGAGGAGGAGGAAGUGUGGCGCAUGGAGAUAUACCUCUCGCUGGGAGUGCUGGCCCUCGGCGUGUUGUCCCUGCUGGCUGUCACCUCACUUCCGUCCAUUGCAAACUCGCUCAGUUGGAGAGAGUUCAGCUUCGUGCAGUCCACACUAGGCUUCGUAGCCCUGCUGUUGUGCACGCUGCACACGCUCACCUACGGCUGGACCCGCGCGUUCAAGGAGAGUUACUACAAGUUCUUCCUGCCACCCACGUUCACACUCACGCUGCUCCUGCCCUGCGUGAUCAUACUGGCCAAGGGCCUCUUCCUCCUGCCCUGCUUCAGCCGCAGACUGGCCAAGAUCCGCAGGGGCUGGGAAAAGGACCGGGCUGUCAAGUUCAUGCCGCCUACUGACCAGGUCCUGGUGGAGAAAACAAGCCACGUUUAAAGUGUGCCGGCCUCAGAAACCAGGCCCAACCUAUCCAUCCCCCGAGUCGAGUUCAACUCUCUUCUGGGCGGUCCAGUGGGAAGAUGAUAAAUAUAUGCAUGGGUGAUUUGAGAUCGGAAUUCAUGGGGUGCAAAUGCACACUGGUAUUCACAAUGGCACAUCCAUGCGGGUGAUAUGUAUGUACAUAUGUUUCGUAUAUAUAACAGGAUCUGUAGUUACUCUUGCUUAGUUAACAACUUGGACCCCUGAGAUUUCAGCUUGUAUAUUUCAAAGCAAGUGCCACGUAUUAAACAGCAGACCUACUCAUGUGACAUUGGCAGAGGCCUACACGACACUUGAACCUUACUAGGUCCCGCCCUUUCUCCUCUCCCUCCCACUUCCCUUGGCUGGUGCAGAGCUGACACUCAUAAGUGACAAGGGACAAGAACAACUUUGGGUGCAGUCCACCUGUCACCCCAGGGCUAAAGAAAGUUCAGGUAAGCGGAGGGGGGGGAGGCAGGUUGGUGGUGGCUGGAUUUAUCUUUUCCCUGCACCCUUGGGCAGCCGGGAAGAGGCCCAGCAGGAAACCUAGAGCCUAGAACCUGUCCUAGAGCCCUCACAGGCUGCUCUUUUGCACAGACAGGGUAGGGCUACCUCCAACGGAUCCUCUCUGAGCUGAGGAGUCCGGAAUCACCAUGGAGUCUGCAAAUUGAUCCUUCUGCGGAGGUGUGAAGUCACCUCCUCACCAGAGCCACUAAUGAGCCUGGCCCUCGGAACAAGUGUAAUUGCUUUCCCUCCAUUAAGUCAGUGGUGACCGCUCUCCAAACCACUGUGCCUUCUCACCUUUUCUGUCAUGAAUGCGGCCGUCUCCUGGGAAGGCGUGGAAUCGACUCUUGACAGCGCAGUCAGAGGGGGCGGGGAUGCAUCAGCUCGUGCUUGGACUUGCCCAGGGGCUGAGACUAUCUUCAUUGAGUUGGGUUUGAGGAAAAUAACAGAGACCUCUUUACAAAUG